Molecule: messenger RNA, 897 nt
Organism: Besnoitia besnoiti
Lineage: Eukaryota; Apicomplexa; Conoidasida; Eucoccidiorida; Sarcocystidae
Product: RAB43, member RAS oncogene family protein
Exons: 7
Coding region: 1-897 (298 amino acids)
Biological process (GO): mRNA 3'-splice site recognition; generation of catalytic spliceosome for second transesterification step
Cellular component (GO): Prp19 complex; post-mRNA release spliceosomal complex; catalytic step 2 spliceosome
Source: RefSeq, a predicted model, not a curated record
AUGGCUCGGAACGCCGAGCGCGCGAACGCGGUUUUGAACAAGUGGCUUGCCGUCAAGGACGCGGUCGUGAAGGGCGUCGCGACCCGGCAGCGUAGACCCCGAGAUGUGAACUCCUGCGAUGACAUCAAACAGGCGGAAAAGUGGCGAAGCGAAGUGAUGCGAGAGAUCGGGAAGAUGAUUGCUCAGGUCCAGGACGCGAGCUUGGGCGAACACCGCAUCCGCGAUCUGAACGACGACAUCAACAAGAUGAUUCGCGUGAAGAAAGCCUGGGAGUUCCGCAUCAAAGAUCUCGGUGGCCCGGACUACUCGACGUCUUCCACAACCCUCGAGGCGACGAGCAAGAUGAGUGCCGCCGGAGCUGACGGCUACAUGUACUUUGGCGCGGCCAAAGAGCUCAAGGGCGUGCGAGAGCUGCUUGAGCGCGAAGCCUCCGAGCAGCAGAAGCCGCGGAAGACGCGGGCGAUGCUGUUCAAAAACAUCACUCCGGAUUACUACGGAUGGCGCGACGAGGAAGACGGGGAAAUGUUGUUGGCUGAGAAGAUCCGCGAAGAGGAGCUGAGACAAGAAGUCCAGGGGCCACACCGCAAGCGCGUGCGAGCUGCACGCCUCGCGGGAGAUUCAAACGCGGAGGGCAAGGAAGAGAAGAAGAAACACAAGCGAGGAGAGCACGGCUCACCGACAGCAGUCAGCGCGCCGAAGUUCCGGUCCUACGUCCCCGUGCCCACGGCGGACGCCAUCGCACGGCUCCUUCUCGAGCGGAAGAAACAGUUGCUUUUCGAAAAAUAUGUCUCCCGUCAACAGCGACAAAACGAAGAAGUGAGCAGAGAAGUCCCUAGGACCAAGGCAUAUCUGCAGGCAAACAUGGAGUCGCGGACGCUCGCGUCGCAGUCUUCUUAA